Molecule: messenger RNA, 1844 nt
Organism: Bipolaris sorokiniana ND90Pr
Lineage: Eukaryota; Fungi; Ascomycota; Dothideomycetes; Pleosporales; Pleosporaceae
Exons: 5
Coding region: 234-1661 (475 amino acids)
Source: RefSeq, a predicted model, not a curated record
AUCUCUUUGUAAAUGUAGCCUCGCUUGCUACCACAGUCUGGACUCGAUCCUAGCAUUCGUUUGCCCUGUCAUCGACUCGAACCCUCUGCGCAAGGCUGACAGAAACCCCGUAAUGGAGUUUGAACGUAACUAAUCACUGAUUAUCUGCACGAGCCCACUCUUCAGGCCGACUGACCAACGACACCCCCUUCGCAUACCUUCUUUCACGUCGCCUCUGGUGCGUCUGAGUGACCAUGACCAUCACACCAGUCUCCGUGACGAACCUGAGAGACCACCCGGAUAAUGCCAAUUUACCAACGUCCAACCAGCCUGCCACCAUCAUAGGAACUACUGUUGCUUUCCUAAGCAUUGCAUUCAUCACCCUGAGCCUACGGUUAUGGGUCCGUAUCAAAGACCAUCUUUGGGGCUGGGAUGACUGCUUUGUCGUUCUCGCAGGUAUUGCGAGUUUUUGUGGUGAUGUUCUAGUGUGCAUAAUGCCGGCUGAUGGCCUGGGUCUACACUUGUGGACACUUGAUAGUAAGCAUAUCAUGCUGUAUUUCAAGCAUAUCUAUUCCACUAAUGCGGCAUAUUGUGCUAGUGCAACUCUGAUCAAGCUCGCCAUCCUCUUCCAGUAUUUACGUCUAUUUGCUGAAGCUGCCCCGACAACAGCCACGAACGGAUACCGCCUCGCCAGACGCCUCACCUGGGGGAUGAUUGUCAUCUGCACAAUAUGGGGCUUGACGUUCUUCCUGCUAGCAAUCUUCUCAUGCCGCCCCAUCGCCAAAAAUUGGAAUAUGAAUCUUCCGGGCCGAUGCAUCGGCUGGGGUGCCAAAGAUCCCGCCGAAUUCUUUCCCAUGUUCCUUGGCCAUUCUGUUAGCAAUCUGCUACUUGACGCUAUGGUACUGCUCCUGCCUGUUCCGUUCAUCACUGCAUUGAGGAUCGCAGGUAAGAGCAGAGCGGGACUGAUUGGCCUAUUCAUACUGGGAUCCACUGUUGUGUUAGUGGCAUUGGGCCGCUUGAUCACUCUCGCAGUCAACCGUGCCGGCACUGUACCCGAUCUUGAUAUGUCAUUCCACACGCCGGUCGUGUACAUCUUUGCCGUUCUCGAGGUCAAUUUUGCCAUCAUCACCGCUUCGAUUCCAAUAUUCUGGCCAGUUAUAGCAACGCUGGCAUCCAACAAGAUCUUCGUCGUCAAUGAAGUUGAGAUACGUGUAGAGGAUAUAGCGAGGUAUGAAAGCUUUGACUCCAACGGCGCCAUCAGCUUGCCCGACAGAAAAAGCACACCAAGCGGAGACAGCAAGACUGGCAUGGUGACUACAAUACUGGACCACAUUCCUCGCAGGUCAGGAGAAAAACUUAGCAGCAGCAACCACGCGCAUGACGGCAGCGCCGCUUCGUCCAUCAACCAGCCCAUGGGGACGGGCUUUGUAGGACGCAAGUCCAGCAAUGCUUCGACGAUUGGGAGACCUUUUGCGGAGCUUGGGUCGCGUCCGAGCCAAGAUUCGUCACGCCACCUAUAUCAAAUUUCUUGCAAAGAUCAUACUUCCAAAAACUUUACGAAGAACGACGGCGACGACUGGUUUGCGGAGAUGGACAGGGUCAACCCGCACGGGCCGGUGACGACGACGGUCCAAAAAACGUCUGUGCCUUUUGAGCACAUCAAAGUGUUUGAUAACAAAUAGUAGGUGGGGCGAUGGCGAGAUGAGUAGAUGCAUACGCGUUUUCCGUUGGUUGUUCCUUCACGUGAUACCCUGCAGCGAGAUGCAACAUGUCCUGUUUUUUUUAUCCUUGUUUCUCUUCAUGUACGUAAGUAGUAGCGCAGAUGAGAGAAGCCAAAUUAAUCCGUUUACAAACAAUGGCGCGAG